AUGUCUGCAUUUACUUUGCCUGGAUUUAUCCCGGUUCAGUCCAUACCAGAAAUAUCUGAACAGCAGUUAUACGCCUUUCCCGCCUUUCAAACAUGGUUCCAGACGCUACAACACUCACUCUCCCUGCAGACGCAUGUAACCCACGCUUUUCAUGCUUCCCCUUUCAAGCUUCGCAGAAUCACCAUACAAUCAUGUGACUACUUUGGAGGCAAACGCCUAGGCUUUUUGAAGCUCAAAGCCGAGGUCACAAAUGACAAAGGGGAUUCCCUACCUGGAAGCGUCUUCUUACGCGGAGGUAGCGUAUCCAUGCUUCUCGUCGUUCGGCCGGACGAUGUCAACGGCGACAACGAGGAAUACGUGGUGUUGACGAUACAACCAAGAAUAGCCGCUGGAAGUCUAGGGUUUGUGGAGCUUCCUGCAGGAAUGUUAGAUGAGAGUGGCACUUUCACCGGUGCUGCAGCAAAAGAGAUAAAGGAGGAGACUGGAUUGGAAAUCGCUGAAACUGAGUUGAUAGACAUGUCAAGCCUCGCGAUUCCACCACCAGGUGCCGAGGAGGAGCUACUACAACAAGGAAUAUACCCCAGUCCUGGUGCAUGCGAUGAGUUCAUUCCUUUGUUCCUAUCGCGCAAGCGACUGGCUAGGACAGAAAUUAAGAGCAUGGAAGGCAGACUUUCGGGGCUACGAGAACAUGGGGAGAAGAUAACGUUGAAAAUGUGUCGACUCGACGAGUUAUGGAAGCUUGGUGCUAGGGAUGGAAAGACACUAGCAGCAGUGGCACUGUAUGAAGGGCUCAAACGCGAAGGCAAGAUAUGA
Molecule: messenger RNA, 813 nt
Organism: Endocarpon pusillum Z07020
Lineage: Eukaryota; Fungi; Ascomycota; Eurotiomycetes; Verrucariales; Verrucariaceae
Exons: 1
Coding region: 1-813 (270 amino acids)
Biological process (GO): nucleoside phosphate metabolic process; ribose phosphate metabolic process
Molecular function (GO): ADP-glucose pyrophosphatase activity; ADP-ribose pyrophosphatase activity
Source: RefSeq, a predicted model, not a curated record